This is a messenger RNA of Rhododendron vialii, 1416 nucleotides long. RefSeq lists its product as uncharacterized. The record is from RefSeq and is a predicted model, not a curated record. The transcript is spliced from 7 exons. The coding region runs from base 70 to 1179 and encodes 369 amino acids. Lineage: Eukaryota; Viridiplantae; Streptophyta; Magnoliopsida; Ericales; Ericaceae.
GGGAUAAAUGUUUAACAACUCUGGGACAGAACACUUCAGUGUUUGCUGUUGAUCUUUUAACUAACAGCAAUGGAAGGAAAAGAGAGUUCCAACUGGAGCGAAACCGUGGAAGACUUCCUCGACCAGGGAGACGUCGACAAAGCCAUCUCCCGUCUCGAAUCCGUUGUCUCCGAACUCCAAACCCUAACGAAUCCAUUGCAAUCGGAUCAUCUCCAACUGUCCUCCGCUCUCUUCCACUUAGCCAAGCUCUACACCGCCGAAGGCUUCUCUCUCAAAGCCGACGAGGCUCGAUCUCGCGCACUACUCUUCAGAGACCACUCUCUCUCUCCUCCAAGGGAUCUAAAAGCUGCAAAGAAGGACUUGGGAAAAGAUCGUGUCGCACUUUAUGAUGCGUCAGCUUCUGAUGUGCCGUUGAAUGAGGAUGGGAAUUGUGGAAAAUCAUCAACAUUGCCUGAGGAUGGUGUCCCUUGCAAAGAAUGUCCAGAUGAUGAUUGGGAAGCCAUUGCAGAUCGUGCUCCAGAGGAAUUACUUCCUCUACAAGGCUUACCUGAAGUCUCGAAAUUGUCACUUGAAAAUACAAAAAUACAAACUCCUAAGCGGCGUGGAAGGGGAAAGUUCUCAUAUACGACUCAUGGCUUGUAUGGGGAUCAGCAGUCCAAUGGGUUUGUUGAUUAUUCCGAAAAUGAAGCUGUGUGCAAUAGUUCAGAAGGAGAUACACAAGAAAGAAAUUUGAAAUAUGGCACACGUCAUGUUCUUGUUCUGGCCGACUUUUCACCAAGUACUAGAACUGGUGACCUAGAGAUGCUUUUGGAGAAUUUCAAGGACCGUGGAUUUGUGAUUCGCUGGGUGAACGAUACUGUUGCACUUGCAGUCUUUAGAACGCCACCAAUUGCAUUGGAGGCACUUAACAAUAUUCAAUGUGCAUUCACUGUUCGUGUACUCAAUGAAGAUGAUAUGCUCUUGAGUUCAAUCCCUCCAAGAGAUCUCGAGCCUCCUCGUCAGAGGCCCAAGACAUCGACGAGAACUGCCCAAAGGCUGAUUGCACAGGGAAUGGGAAUUAAGUUGCCGUCCACAAACUUUGGGUCUAGAGAGCUGAGGAAACAAGAAGAACACAGAAAGAAUCGUAUAGUUUCAAGACAAAGUAUGAGGGAUGAUGCUUGGGGCGACGACGUGAGCUGACAUUUGGAUGUUUGAUCUUAGCCGGUGCAUUCUUUCAUUUUCCCUUCUGUAGUGUUGAUAACAUUGCGGUGUAAUGAACUUAACACCUCGUUUAUUAAGCUAACAUUGCAGGUGUCGGCGAAAAGUUUGGAUACUCGCUCGAUCGCGUAGCUGUAAUAUGUAAUCGAAAUGCUAAUGUACGUAUAUUAAUUACAGGGUACAUAAUAGGGUUCUGAUCUAUCAAAAUGGGGUUUAUCA